This is a messenger RNA of Cladophialophora yegresii CBS 114405, 7665 nucleotides long. RefSeq lists its product as uncharacterized. Bases 1 to 7665 code for a protein of 2554 amino acids. The transcript is spliced from 2 exons. Lineage: Eukaryota; Fungi; Ascomycota; Eurotiomycetes; Chaetothyriales; Herpotrichiellaceae. Gene Ontology annotation, molecular function: protein binding. The record is from RefSeq and is a predicted model, not a curated record.
AUGGGCCUCACCGUUAACACACAUGCUCGUUCGCGGGCCGUGUCGACCGCCGAUGUCCUCCGCCCGGAGGACAAGCAUAUUGCAGGGCUGGUGAAGAGUCUAGAUACCCUCGAUAGCAGUUCCCGCAGCGCUCUGCAGCAAAGUCUUGAGCAGUCCACAUGCCUGCAGCAACUGCGGCACUUCCUCAAGGAUGACAGCGACCUCCAUGGCGCUCAUAGCGGCUUCCGACGUGCGGGUGGCUUUCAGGCAGUACUUGGUCUCCUUCAUUGCCUUGUCGACAGUUGCGCUGCUCCAGUUGAUUCCUCUGCCCCAGUGAAAUUCCUUCUGCAGACCUUGUCUCAAUUGUUCGGAGUCCUCGGAGCAGCACUUGAAAGACAUGAGGGAAACCAAAGGUACUUUAGAACGAAAGUGGACAAUGGCGGAUGGCAUACGCUCCAGUCCACCCUGGAAAAGCUCUUCCUUAUUCUAACAUGUGAGACCCGGGACGAAUUGUACCUGGAGCAGUUCUUCGGGAUUCUCUUCGCCGUUGCGACCGGGGUGGAAAUGAUCAACGACAUCUACACCUCUGUGGACAGGUCCACUAGGUCUACGAAAUCUGAGGAUGAGUCCGUACCGUCGGCAAACACGGUGGCUUCAGUGAAGGUGGGCAUAGUCAAGGCACUGGCGAAUGUGGGAGAACUGGUAGUGCCAGAGCUAUCGACUGUGAUUCUUGCGCUUUGGUUUACGGGCAUCAAGGCUAGGAAAGUCCCGCAACGGUGCCUGAGAGUCGCAGUACCGCUAAGUCUGAAAGAGUUGUUGUCAAUGUCAAGACACAACAUCGUCUCUGCCCACACCGCCGGUGCUUUCUCUGCGAGUCUCAAAUUGAUCUUCGAAGAGCAACUAUCAGCCACUGAGAGAAGCUUGUUUAAGGAGGUUGCGCUGCUGCUAGGUCAGGAGGGUGUAUCGAGCCUCGAGGAUGCUCAAUUCCUCUUCAAGCAAGCCAGCACAUCCUCUGAGGCCGCGUCCUUCCUCCACUCUGCAAUCGAUGUGUCCCGGCAGCCACCUAGUCUGCAGUUCGAUUUGUCCCACCACGGCUAUGCUUCAACAGAACUUGGCACCCUUGGCCGUCCGUUUCCACCACUCGACACCCCGGGCUACACUCUGAGCCUGUGGGCACGAUUCGACGCCUUCGACCCUCAAGCUCACACAACACUCUUUGGUGCCUUUGACAGAACCCAAACCUGUUUCGUUCUUGCGUACUUGGAGAAGGACACUCGCCACCUCAUCCUACAGACUGCAAUUCAGGGCAACAGACCCAGCGUUAGGUUCAAGUCAAUCGCUUUUCAACAUGAGCGCUGGUACCACGUCUGCAUCGUGCACAAGAGACCGCGCACUACCUCUUCCUCCAAAGCCUUGCUAUUUGUUGACGGCGAGUUCGUCGAGCAACAGAAGGCUAAUUACCCUUCUACUCCUCCAAGUGAUCGCGGGCCGAACGUCAAGGUACAAGCGUUCUUUGGUACACCCCAGGACCUCUCUCCGAAUCCUGCAGGCGUGGCUUGCUUGUCAAAAUGGUCGUUAGGCCCGGCAAUCUUGUUCCAGGACACAAUCAGCGACGACCUGAUCUCUGUCUUCUACCAUCUUGGCCCUAAAUACCAUGGCAACUUUCAGGACUGUCUUGGGUCCUUCCAGACCUAUGAAGCUUCUGCAGCACUCAAUCUCAGGAAUGAACUGCUGCAUCCGGGGAAAGAGGAGCAAUCGGAGCUAAUCAUGGCCAUUCGACAUAAAGCAAGCAAUCUCAUCCGCGAAGAGAAACUCCUUAUCAACAUCUCACCAGCAACCAUUCUUGACAACGAUGACCGGAACAACAUCGACGAAUCACAGUUGAUCAAGUCUCUGUCAAAGGUGGCAGCGAAGAACCUGAUUAGUUACACACGGUCCGGUACGAACGCUGUUGCCAUUAAUGGUGCAGUUCCAGCUAUCAAUGAUGCAUUGACUCAAGCUCGGGGUGUGCUCAUGCUCAUGGGCGAUCCGACGGUGGCAGUUCCCCAGUCUUUGGAUGAUGCUAGUUGGCGACUCGGCGGUUGUGGCGCCAUCGGCUUAGGUCUCGUUCAGCGAGCACGAACCACGGAGGAUGUUGCUCUUGCAGUUGAUAUCCUGCUCGAAACUGUUCGGCACAGCUGGAGGAACAGCGAGGUGAUGGAGAGGGAUGGCGGUUACGCAAUACUGGCAAUGCUGCUGAAAGAGAAGCUGACCCUGCCAACUCAGAACAAUGGCGAUUCGGCAAAGGUUGGAUGCGCGAUGCCGACUUCGAGGCUCGACAGGAGCGGGCUGAGCGUGCGGGUCUUGAGUUCCAUUCUUGCAUUCACCGGGUACAACUCGGAAGAGCUGACGAAAUCCGUGAUCAACAACCCUUUAGCUUACAAAGUCCUGGUUGCUGAUACCAGUCUCUGGCGAUGCGGCCCCAUUUCUGCGCAGCAAGUGUACUUCGAGCAAUUCUUGGUGUUCGCCGAGCACAGCGAGUACAAGCGCUUCAACUUGAAAAGAUUGACAAGGAUGCGAGUUUUGAAACGGCUCAUGGAGGCUCUGAAGUCGGAGCCGGUCUCUCGUAUCAUCAUGCCUCAGUACAUGGCAGCCGUCAAGGCUCUUUUGCCGCAAACAUUGUCCGCGGAGACCUUACGCUCCUUGGCUCUCUUUGUCACAUUCUCAGUCAACAAGCGGAACAAGGGCUUGCAAGUGCGCAAGCCGACACGCAAGGAGGCGCGGCAACAUAGCUCGUCUAACGGAUCGUCGCACGCUCCCCAGGAAGAGUCCAACUUGUCCCACUUCGAGAUCGGGAUGGAGGUUCUGCGCCUGUACUCCGAGAUGCUGUGCCGCAAGGACGACGACAGUCUCAUUAAGAAAUUUGCCAAAACCGUGACAAAUAAGUGGCUGCUGUACCUACUGUCCGAAACUUCACCAGAAGUUGUGGUGCUGUCGAUGAGGAUAUUGGCCCGAUUGCUCGUCGUUCAUGGUGACACGUACGUCAAGAAGUUUAAAGACUCGGCGAAAACUUCAGGCUUCACGGUUAUGGCUUAUCGAUUGAAGAGAUGGUGGCACCUGCCUGCCCUGUGGCCUUCCCUGUUUGCUAUCCUAUUUGAUCUUGAUGUGGCAGAUCUUGACCUUGACAGGAGUUUCGACCUGUUCAAUCUCGUUGAUCUCUUUGCGAACAAGAAAGAAAUAGCUGUUGUCUACCCAGAAAUCCUUGAGGUCAUUAUGGGUAUGCUACAAAGCGGGUUGAAGACAAUCGUAUCAUCAAAGCGGCAUCAGGCCGCCACUUCGUUGGCUCCACCAGAAGAUUUGAGCGGUCCCCCAGAGCGACUUUCCAUGUCGACAAUGGCACCCCCAAAUCCGCUGCUUACCAUUGUGACAAGUCAGCAUGUCGGAACCUUCAACACGGUCGUUCAAUUUCUUGCGGACCUCCACACAAGAUCACAGAAGUUUCGAGACUUUGCAAUCACCUCAACCUACAUUCAAGAUCUGCUCGCCGUCCUGUUCCCCGUCGUAGUUGGCUCUGAUACGGUUGAAGCAAAGACUGAACUGGAUGCUCGCGAUUCCAUGCUCACGUUCGAUGGUGGAGACGUCGUUGUGCAUCCGCUUUCAACCACUCCUCCAGUAGUCCGAACCACUGCAGACACUUCAUCUUCGGCAACCAGAGGGAAGACACUUGGCAGAGGUUCGUCGUUCGUUCUGGUCACCAAGGAACAUGCUCAUCAGAACGGUUUGUUGUCCGUGACGGCGGUUCCGAGCUCACCUACCGCGAAGGCGGCAAUCAAGAAGCUGCCGGAUCUCCAGGAAGGACAUUCAAUUGUCCAAAGCUUGCUGGAGAUUGUCAUAUCGGUCUUCAUGGAUCAAAUCCUUGUUCGAAGGGAAUUUCCAGGGCUCGGCCUUUUCUUGAAGACCCCUCCAGGCUUCGUUGAACACCAAACCUACUUUGAGACGUGGAUCCUGAGGAAUACCUUAUCGCAACUGUCGAAUCAAAUAGCGUUGGAUCAAAAAAUCCUCACUGAGCCCAGGGUCUUGAUCAAUUUGGCACGCCUGUUUGGGCAUCUGGAAGAGGCGCUCUUUGAGGGAUGGUUCAUUGGCGGCGCAGAUCCUGUCCUUGAUUUGUCUGGAUCGAUCUUGGAAUACCUCCAGCGCCCAGAUAUCGCGAAGCUGAAACCCGUGCGACUGUGUGCGCAGACAAUUACCAUUAUUCGUGCUGUCGUCUUCCGCAUAGUUGUGCUCAGCUUGUCCUCGAUUCACGACAAUGACUCAUUACCUUUCCUGGCAAAGUUGACGUAUUGGCAGACCGUUCUUCUCUCCGGAGAGGAGACCCUGUCGAUACAUCUGCAACUUAUUUGUUACUUACUCUAUGCCAAUCUCAUCUCAUCAGCGGACGCCGUACGCGAAGCAGCUUCGAAUCUGUGGAGAAUCAUACUCGUCCAGAAACCUGACGAGGCAGCGGCGAUUUUCGGACAGACCGCCAAUUCCGAGCAAAAAGGACUAGCUAGUGGCUUCUCAAAGUUAGUUGAGCUUGACAACGAGAGUUUCCUCUGUUGGGUAGAUGAGCACCGAAACGAAUUGGAUUCCUUAUUUUUCGACACACUGUCAAAGCACUGGAACGCCUUUGUAACAGCUGAAAACAAGAGGACCGAAGAAAAUGGCACAAUGAGAAUUGCUCGCCGGCGAGAGAAAGUCAAGCAGUGGGCGCGGGAAGAAGCCGACCGUGACGAUCUUAUUCGCCGUCAUGAGCUCGCUUUCGAGAACUGGACCGCCAAUAUUUACUCUUCUGAAUAUCUCAAGCACCAAAGAAUGCUCCAGGAUCAGCAAGACGACCUCCUGUACACCGAAACCAGCUUCAACCGGAUGCAAAGAGACACAAGCAGACCAGCUGGGCUCUUUGCUAUAGACAAACCUCGAAAGUGGAGACUAGAUCAGACCGAGGGCAGAAAUCGAAUGCGGAUGCGCCUGCACGAAGACUUCACGUAUACCGGAGAAGAUCAGCAGCCGAAAAGAAAGGGCUCUGACAUGCCGCAGCUUCGGCUUGACACCCGGAAUACCAAGCUGUCCACGGCUGAGUCGAUCGGAGUGACACCAGGCGGAGCAACGCCACUCACGGAGACCCCAGGCCGAGAGGAGCCUGGUAGUGAGCCAUUUCCUCGGCUUCAGGAAGCCACGGAACAACCUGCAGGCCGUGAAGCCGGUAACGAAGAACAAAAUGAGCUGGAAGAGGGUGAAGAAAGCUUUGAGCUGGUUGAGGAUCCUAAUGCUGAGUUGGAUGACUUCGAGGACAAGAACCGGAAGGUGAUGCGCAGCCUUCACCGAGGUGAUCAAGUCAAGCACGUCGCCAACAUCUCACGUAUUCUGGGCUUGGAGGCCGUAGAAGGAUUACUCAUCCUGGGAAAGGACUACAUCUACAUACUCGACAGUUUCUUUCAACGGACCGAUGGCGAGAUUUUGAAUGUCUGGCAAGCGCCACAAGAAGAGCGUGAUCCCUAUGUGCGGAUGAUCUCCGGCCGCAAUGUCACGGAGCGCAAAACCGUCUCGCGCAGUGACGAGCAUGGGACGCGAAGCUGGAAAUGGUCCGAGAUUAUCAGUGUCUCGAAACGCCGAUUUCUGUUUCGAGAUGUUGCAAUCGAGAUCUUCUUCGGUGACGGCAGAAGCUACUUGCUGACCGUCAUCUCGCCUCAAAUACGAAACGACUUGCACGGUCUCAUUAGUGCUAAAUCCCCUUCACCCACUGGUACGGGCAGUCCCUCGGAGACCGCCUGGCGCUAUGAGACAUUGCGCAGUGUCGAUGACGAGCCGCAGACCCUCGGAUCUAAGUUCGCAAACGUGUUCGGCCAGCAGUCCAAUUAUCUUGCCGCUACCCGGAAAUGGCAGAAGGGAGAAAUGUCGAAUUUCCACUACCUGAUGCUAAUCAACACCAUGGCCGGACGAACUUACAAUGACUUGACCCAGUAUCCGGUAUUUCCAUGGGUCAUUGCCGAUUACACGAGUGAAGAGCUGGACUUCACCGAUCCUCGAAGCUUCCGCGAUCUUUCUAAACCUAUGGGCUGUCAGACACCCGAGCGUGAGCGGGAGUUCCGAGACCGAUACCAAACCUUUGCGGAGAUGGGUGACAGCAGCACGCCCGCUUUUCACUACGGCACGCACUAUUCGUCGGCAAUGAUCGUGACGUCCUACCUUGUUCGGCUACAGCCCUUUGUCAAAUCGUACCUUCUCCUGCAGGGCGGCACCUUUGACCAUGCGGACCGCAUGUUCUUCUCGAUCGAAGGGGCGUGGCGGUCCGCAUCCCGGGUGAACAUGACCGACGUUCGAGAGCUGACGCCCGAGUUCUACUACCUGCCAGAGUUCCUGAUCAACAUCAACGACUUCGACUUCGGCACCAGACAAACUUUACAAUCUAUUGGCAACGUCGAGCUACCCCCGUGGGCGAAAGGGGAUCCCCGGAUCUUUAUCACAAAGCAGCGUGAGGCGCUCGAAAGUCCGUACGUCAGCCGCAAUCUACACAAAUGGAUCGACUUGAUCUUCGGUAGCAAACAGAAGGGCGAGGCGGCCGUCGAUGCCGUCAACGUGUUCCAUUAUCUCUCCUACCAGGGAGCGAAAGAUUUGGACAGCAUUACUGAUCCGAUGGAACGUCUGGCCACGAUCGGCAUCAUCCACAACUUCGGCCAGACCCCGUAUCAGACCUUCACCAAGCCUCAUCCCGCGCGAGAACAGACUCGUCACCGGUAUAAGCGAUUGGACACGGCUGCAGAGUCGUUGACUCGCAUUCCGUCCACCCUACUGGAAACUGGAGAAAGGGUGGCCUCGCUCAGAUACUCGCGGAAGUCGGAUCGCUUGCUGUGCUCCGGCCCAUUCAGACUCAACAUCCCUCCCGACUACGACACGUACCUUGAAUGGGGUUUCUCCGACAACAGUGUGCGGUUCUACUCGACCGAGAGUAGGAAGCAGCUGGGCCUCUUCGAACAUUUGCACAUUGGCCAGCUGUCUUGUGCCUUGUUCACAGACUCCAAGACACUCAUCACAGCUGGAACGGACUGCACCAUCGCCAUAUGGUCAGUCGUCGAGAGCGGCAAGACGAUCGAAUUACAUCCUCGAGCCACCCUGUUUGGCCACCGCAAGACAGUGAGUGUUCUAGCAACCUCACGGUCGUUCAAUGCAUUGCUGUCAGCGUCAACCGAUGGGCAAGUGAUGCUCUGGGACCUCAAUCGAUGUGAGUUCAUCCGCAAAUUGGGCGAUGAGCAGCAGGUGCAAUGUGCAGCCAUCAACGAUGUGACAGGUAACGUUGUCCUUUGUCAUGGCCACGAGAUUAGCAUGUAUACCUUGAACGGUGAUCUGCUCCUCCGCCAGGACUCCGGAGACCGGUCGCAGGACAGCAUUGUGUCCUGCGCAUGCUACGAAGGAGCGGGUAAUGAAUGGCUUGAACGUGACCUCGUCUUCACGGGCCACAAGAGGGGUCAAGUUCGGAUCUGGAGCAAAGUGGUCCGUGGAGGACGGUUUGCACUGGAGCUCAUUCGACAGCUGAAUCAUGCCGACAGCAGCCGGGAUGAUGGGGCAAAUGUCGGUGCAGGGAUCAGUUGCAUCCUGCCGAUGGCACAGGUCGUCUACACUGGAGAUGAAGACGGGCGAGUGUAUGAAUGGAACUGUGUGCAGAGGCACUAA